UCCAUCUUUUCCGGUGAAUUAAACAGUGGGGAGUCCAGCGAGCAUCCUCUGCUCCGGCGAAAAUAGCAGCGAAGGUGUCUAGAAGGCAGGCCGGCGACGGCGUCUGGGCAGCGACUCCGGCGAUAUCUGCUAUAUCUGCAAUGUCUCUUUUCACUACCCAAUCGCCAACUGGAGUUGCUGGAAGCAGUGCACGGGCUGUGGGAUCCAACAAUGUGAAUGAGAAUAGUAGCCGUUCUCACUGGUAAAAAGAAAUAUUUGAUCUGUUCUCCUUCCAACUUGCAUCCUUGUCUACAUUUUCAAGUGUAUCGUAUACAUAUUACUGAAUACAUAUUUUUCUGGAAUGUUUGUAGGAUUAAGUCAUCCCUUAACAGACUUACUUCUCAAGUAAAAUCCUACUCAAUUGAUUUUCUUGUUAUUGAGCCAAUUGUGGCUCCAAAUAAGCUGGACUCCUACAUGUUUAAGCUAGGCUUCACGGACUCCUGGGAUGUUUUUUACAACAAGGUCUGGAUAUUUUACAAUAACGCAAGACUCUUUCUUUGAAAAAUCAAUGAGCUUGAUCAAUUGGUCAAUUGUACUUUUUGGGACAUUUCUAGUAGAGUAUAUGGAAAGCACAUAGGAAGAGAAAGAAGAACACUUGAAAAAUAUUAUUGACACCUCUGUCAUUUCACACCAAUGGUUUAUUGGCAGUGAUUUUAAUACUAUCACUUGUUUAAGUGAGCAUAAAGGCAAUACUCCUAAUCAUACUGAUAUGACUGCAGAUUAAUCACAAACCUCUACUAGUCACUUGCAUGAAGGUUCUUUUCCUCGGUUAGGUUAAUCUUUUGGUGAUUCAACUCAUAUAUGUUUUGCUUGCAGAUUAUCAUGGUCACAAUGGCAUCAAGAAUUGAAGGUCUAUUUUCCCCUGAUUCAAUGCUGGAUGUUAUUGAGGGGACAAAUAACUAAAUUAGGCAUGCUCAAUGGACAAUUAGAAUGUGAUUUUAAUUAUGUAAAGAUUAAAUUAUUAGAUGUUAUUAAGAUUUUGGAUUGUAUAUUUGUAUGUAUUUAGAUAUUAUUCAAUAUAUUGUACAUUUUGGA
Messenger RNA from Cuscuta campestris, 1074 nucleotides. NCBI's taxonomy places the organism in Eukaryota, Viridiplantae, Streptophyta, Magnoliopsida, Solanales, Convolvulaceae. The record is from the annotation of a GenBank genome assembly.